AUGUCUGUGGUGAAGUGGAUCGAGUUAGUGCUGCCCAAGGAUGCGAUCUACCUGGCCGGCUCCUGCAUAAAAGGGCAGGUGAUUCUAACCCUGAACAGCACCCUGGUGGACCCCAUUGUGAAGGUGGAGCUCGUGGGAAGGGGUUACGUGGAGUGGAGCGAGGAAACCGGGGCAUCCCGUGAUUAUAGCAGAGAUGUUAUUUGCAACAACAAGGCCGACUAUGUACACAAGUCAAAGAAGUUCCCAGUGAAGGAUAAUUGGUUAAGUGCAGGCAGCCACACCUUUGAUUUCCAUUUCAACUUACCUCCCAGGCUCCCUUCUACCUUUACCAGCAAAAUUGGCCAUGUCUUCUACUUCGUGCAAGCCUCCUGCAUGGGCCGGGAGCACAUUCUAGCAAAGAAGAGAAUGUACUUGUUGGUUCAAGGGACUUCGGACUUCCCCCGAGAAAACCAGUCUAAACUUCCCCUGUUUGUGGAGACUGAGAAGAAGGUCUCCUACAACUGCUGCAGGCAGGGCACCAUCUGCGUCCAGAUCCAGCUGGAAAAUAACACCUUCACGCCAGGGGAGAGGGUCCUCUUCACCACGGAGAUCAACAACCAGACCAGCAAGUGCAUCAAGACGGUCGUCUUCGCCCUCUACACCCACGUGCAGUACGAGGGCUUCACGCCCAAGACGGAGCGGCGGUCACGGGUGGAGAGCUGCGAGCUGCUCCGCCAGGAGGCCAACACCCAAAUCGUGCCCUUCGACACCACCAAGAUCGUCAGCAUCUUCCACCUCCCGCCGGUGUUGUCUGUGAGCAGCGACAUGCAGGAAGGCGAGAUCAUGAGCACCCAGUACGAGCUGGUCAGCACGGUGCACCUGCCCUGGUCCCUGACCAGCGUGAAGGCCAAGAUUCCCAUCAUCAUCACCAGCACCCCCCUGGACUCAGACAGCUGCCAGAGGCAGGAGUGGGCAGGCAGUGUUAGCCAUGAGCAAGGAUUGCCAGAAUUAAAUGCCCAAACUUCUAAAUAG
Myotis lucifugus (little brown bat) is the source of this 1011-nucleotide messenger RNA. It is a transcript of the gene ARRDC5, whose product is annotated as arrestin domain containing 5. The record is from RefSeq and is a predicted model, not a curated record. Gene Ontology annotation, biological process: protein transport. NCBI's taxonomy places the organism in Eukaryota, Metazoa, Chordata, Mammalia, Chiroptera, Vespertilionidae. The transcript is spliced from 4 exons. Bases 1 to 1011 code for a protein of 336 amino acids. Gene Ontology annotation, cellular component: cytoplasm.